AUGUUCAGAAACGGGUUCAAUGGGGAGGAAGAAAGCCUCAAUGGCUGCCUCGUACCCUCCCGCACCGUCUCGAAUCAGCUUGCGUCCAUGUCGGCGCCGCUCUUCCUCGUCGCACACUGGAGCAUCUGCUGGGAGUUCGUCGUGCCGGCCACUGCAAUAUGGGACAAUUACUCGCCGGCCCCACAAACAGUCGCGCGAACAAAGACGUAUAGCGCCCGUGCACUCCCGUCAGUCGGCAUCGAGAGCCACCGAUUCGACGCCGCAAGGCCGUCGCUACUGCCAGUCUGCACGCUCAUCCAGCACGCGGCGUCCACAGGUACCAGGCAUGCCCACAAGCUCCCCGGCUUCUCGGCCUCCAGGUUCCGGCCGAUGGACGAACGACCUUUCCUCAGCAGGAGCGAGGCCACGUAG
Diaporthe citri is the source of this 411-nucleotide messenger RNA. RefSeq lists its product as uncharacterized. Bases 1 to 411 code for a protein of 136 amino acids. The record is from RefSeq and is a predicted model, not a curated record. The transcript has 2 exons. NCBI's taxonomy places the organism in Eukaryota, Fungi, Ascomycota, Sordariomycetes, Diaporthales, Diaporthaceae.